AUCUCACUGCGGGAAUGGCCACGGUAUGUAGCACAGUUUUGACGUCUUCGCACACAACGCAUUGUGCUUCUACCUACACUGCGAAAGUUUAAGUGAAAUCCGCAAAACGCGAAGGGUGAAUUUUCUGUGCAAUAUGUGUGUGCCGUAGACGCUGGGGUGACUCGUGCAAACGGUAGUGAAUUUCGAACCAUCCUGCUGCAUCUUCCGGUUCCGGCGUGUGUGUGUGUGCGUAGUGCAACGGAAACAGUGGAGUUGGACGCGGGUGGCCGCACCGUACACGAUACAAUACACCCCGAGUGCGCUCAUCACACUGGCGGAUUGGCCAGCCGGAACCGAUUCUGCUGUGUGUGUGUGCGUGUGCCAGGGUUGCUGCGCUCAUCGAUUUUUGUUGCUGUUGUUGUUGCUUCUUGUGAUGUGCCCGUAGUGUGUCUCACCCGUGUGUUCCCGGGAUCGGAGUUUUUGGGUCCGUCGAUUGCGUUUUGCACUGAAAACGCGACAUCGAAUGCGAACUGUGGCUCGUUGAGGCCCAUUCGAAUUUUGUGUAUAGUUUUGUGCAAGUGACUGUGGGUGAAGAGUUUUGUGGUAAUAUAUUUUAUUGUGCGUUAGAAACAACAAACCAAAUAGUACGAGUUAUAUAAAGAAUUAUAAACAAACAAAAGUGUUUAACAAACUCAUAAAACAUGUUACCAUUGUAUGCAGCGUGAAUAAAACAUAUUUUUAACGUUGGACAUUGUGCAUUUAUGUUCAAAUUAUGCAGUGAAAAUCAAAGGGAAAAUAUAGAUCUUCAUGCGCAAAACGAUCAUCUGAAGCCCAACUUUAAUAUUCGGUAUCAGCAAGGGACGAUUUCAUCAUAAUUCAACCAGCUAUUCAACCAGUAAGAGAAGCACCGCUACAAAGAUGUCUAAACAGGAUACGGCAACGUUCUUUUCGCAAGGCACGUCAGCACAGUUCGACUACGUGCUGGCUCUAUAUCCGGAGGUGUUAAAGUUAAAGGCAGAAAACAAAUGCAAAAAACCGGACGAACUGAUCCGGCUGGACGACUGGUACCAGAACAAACUGCCCCAGCUGAUCAAGAAGCGUGGCAAGGAUCAGUACAUUGUGCACGAGGAGCUGGUAAAAACCAUGAAGUGGAAACAAACUCGCGGCAAGUUUUACCCACAGCUGUCCUAUCUGAUCAAAGUAAACACACCGCGAGCGGUGCAGGCGGAAACGAAAAAAGCGUUCCGCAAACUGCCCAACCUGGAACAGGCCAUUACAGCGCUAUCGAAUCUGAAAGGUGUCGGUACUACGAUGGCGUCUGCUUUGCUUGCUGCGGCCGCCCCAGAAACGGCCCCUUUCAUGGCGGACGAGUGUCUGAUGGCAAUACCGGAGAUUGAAGGCAUUGACUAUACGACGCGAGAGUACAUGAACUUUGUGCAACACAUCCAGACUACGACAGAUCGAUUAAAUCGCGAAUGUCAUCCAGCUGACAGCUUGUCCGUACAACCGACCGGUAGUAACAAAGCAUCACCCCACAAAAGAACGGGAAAUGGAACGGUCACUAAAGAUGGUAACAUGGACGAUAGCGGUUCGAGUUGUUCCGAUGACGAUUCAUUAAGUACAGCGCCUGCAAAAAAGAACAAGCCCGAUACAUCAAAGCCGGAACUGCAGCCUCAUGAGAAAAAGUGGUCCCCACACAAGGUAGAGCUUGCGCUCUGGACACAUUAUGUUGCCAGUGAGUUACAGCCGGACAUACUGGAGCACAUACCAGAAAAUGGGAAAUCUGUCACCGAUGCAAUGUCCUCCAAUGCGGUAGAUCUUAACAAACCCGCGUCACCCACCAAACCUCCCCAAUCGGAAGAGUCCAUGACAACUAACGGAAAUUCCACCAAUGUAGUCCUCACGCAAAAUAACCACGUAAGCGAAGAACCUUCGGACGAUAGUAACUGUGACACGGAGCACGAGAAAAGUGCACUCGGGUCCGACGAAUCGUCCAAGGAUCACAAAUUCGCCCUCGAUAGUUUGGAUGAUUUGACGAAGUCGGAGGACAGUAUGGAGCGGGCCAAUAUUACCGGAACCAACACCGGCAAAAAAAUCCUUGGAGGAAAUACGCGAAGGAAGACUGCACAUAACAGUGAACUUGUUGCGAUGUCAGCAAUGGUAGUCAGUGAUGAUUCGCUCAGUAGUCCCAGACCAACGAUCGAGGAAAAACCAAACAGUUCCGGUGAGGAGGAUGAAGACGAAGACGAAGCAGUUUCACCUCCCAGCAAGAAGACUAAGGUUGACUAAAAGUCUACUGUAACCGUAGUGCUAAGGCAGUUUGCUGUAAGCGAUGCUCGUUUUUUUCUUUUCGCAACGAUACACUCGAGAUACCUGCAGCUUGUGAAGGUGAUGUGUACCGUCUCUUUGGUAGAUGAUCUGCCGUCUUUAAAUAAUUUAUUCCCUUUAAGAAAAGCUUAAGAAAAGCCAGAAUGGAGCAAGGAGCGACUACUAUAGAAAUACAGUUUUGUUUACUUGAACUAUAGUUUUUGGUCCAAUAUUAAGCAAAUGUAGCAAAUUUGUAGGACUCUACUGCCAUAGACAUUCCACCUUUUAUUUUGGUCGAUCCAGGCGAAGGAUAAAAAUUAUACCUCAUUUCUUCAAUUAGCCCUCUUUUGUUUCAUUGAAGAACAUUAGCCAUAGGCGGUCAAAUCUUGCAAAAAAAAUAGUUUUAUCUAUAAACAAACCAUUGUAAAACAUAUUUAAGAGGACAUGAAUGUCGACAUACCUCUUCAAGUAUAUUUAAUCCUACAUAGAUUUGAAAGAAAUUUUAUUUCAAUUUUCUGUUCCCGCGAAGAAAUUCUGUAUUUAAUUUUUGUGUAUUUUCACUUUUAGUUAAUUUUCCUAUUACGAAAAACAAAUGGUUUUAUUUAUUAAAUAUGUUGUGAAAUAUUAAAUAUCGUAUUCAUUAUUUUAUAACUUUGGAUUGUAUAAGCGUAUAAUACUUUUAUUACAUAAUCCCUUUAAAAAUGAUGCCAACUUCAUGGAAAAAACACCCAUAGGUUUAUAAAAAAAACUUCUAAUGUACCAAAUUUAGGCUGCACAAGCAGAGCCCGGAAAGGCAAAAAAACUGGCGAUACAAUAGUUGAAAGCUAUACCAUUCUAGUAAAAACAAAAAACAAUUAUUUGAAAUACAAUUAUUAUGGUAGACAUCACAGCCGCAAGUACACGCAUAUACAAAAUCAUUAGAAACUAGAAAUCAAACUAGCGUAAGUGAUUAGAGAAAGGAAACACAGUUGAUAAAUAUGUAGCAACUGAAGAUAAAUUACGAACAAGAACAAAAAUUAAAAAACAGCCCAUAAAACAUGCUUUGGAAAAACAGACAAAAACCCGAAAAAUCACAAACAGCCUUUCAACUGUGACAGAAGAAGAUGCAAUGGGCCAAAGUAAUACUUCGUAUGAAACUGGAAACAAAACUUCACAUAAACCAGCAAGAGAAAACGGAAACUGAACAAGAACACAUAAAAAGCAAACAAACAGUAAAGAAAAACAAUUGACAAAAAUAAGAAAAGCAUGUACACUUGAUAAAAGAUUGUAAUAAAAGGCAAACACAUACUAACGAAAGAA
Molecule: messenger RNA, 3585 nt
Organism: Anopheles funestus (African malaria mosquito)
Lineage: Eukaryota; Metazoa; Arthropoda; Insecta; Diptera; Culicidae
Exons: 3
Coding region: 898-2268 (456 amino acids)
Source: RefSeq, a predicted model, not a curated record